AUGGUGCGGCAGCAGCCUCGGUGCGCCGGGGCGGCCGCCCUGCUCGCCCUGGUCGCCGCCCUACCCCCCGCCGGCGCCGUGGAGCUCCAGCUCGGCGCGUUGCUGCCCUUCACGGACCAGGCCGGCGGCGUCUACGAGGACGGCAUGCAGCGGAGCGUCGCGGUGGCCUACCUCGAGGCGGCCAGGGACUUCAACGCGCGCGACGGGUCGCUCGUGGCGGCCUUCGCGAACUUCAGCGACUGCGCGUACACGCUCAACGUGUCCGUCGCCGACACGGGGGACAGCCCGGGGAGCUUCCCCUCCGCCGUCUACGACGCCGCGGGCGCUCCCUACGACGCGUACCUCUCGGGCCGGUCGCUGACGACCGUGGCCGUCGCGGCGACCUACACGGGCCUCGCGAGCCGGCUGCUCGUGUCGUCGUCGGCGACGGCCGCGGCCUUCACGAACAGCGGCUCGUUCCCCUACUUUGCUCGGACGUGCCCCGUCGACUACAACGCGGCCAUAGCCGUCGCGGACCUCCUCCACGCCUACGGCUACACGACCUUCGGCAUCGUCGUCGACGACACGGACCCGGCGACGGGCAACGUCGCGACGAACGUCGCGAGCUCCGCGGAGCUGCGCGCCUACGGCAUCUCCGCGUCCGUGUCCGUGCCCAUCUACGACUUUAGCGACGCGGACGAGACGGAGGCCAUGCUCGAGGUGCUCGUGGACCAGGGCGUCAAGAUCAUCGUCGCCGUCGUCUUCGCCCAGAACUUCCCGGCCCUCGUCGACGCGGCGGAAGCCGUGGGCCUCUUCAACCCGAAGACGCUCUGGAUCUUCGUCGAGUUCCACGGCGCGGGCCCGCGCGGAACCCGAAUCUUCAACACGACUUCAAUGUGCGCGUAUGCGAACGUUUCGACGCGAGGCGCGGGCGCCGUCAGCGACGCCACCCUCGUCGCCUACGCAUCCUCCACCAAGGGCGCGCUGCGCGUCCACGCGACGCCGGACAUGCCCCAAGUCGGGACCUGGGACGCCUGGGUCGACCGCUGGGCGACGCUGGAUCCCGCGGACUACGAGCCGGCGCUGUCGGCCGCGGGCGCCGCCGCGCGGCUCGGCGCGGGCUACUUCGACGACGCCGCGAACCGGAGCCUGGAGACGGGCUACGCCUACGACGCCGUCGCCGCCAUCGGCAUCGCCGUCUGCGCCCUCGACGCCGCGGGGGAGGCGGAGGUGGUUCUCGCGGACGGCGGUCUGUUCACGGACGCGGUCCAGGACGUCGACUUCGUGGGCGUCUCCGGCCGCGUGGCGUUGAAGGGCACGGACCGGCGGCCGAGGUACGCGCCCUACGCCGUGACGAACGUGCGCGCCAACGGCACGGUGGACUACGUGGCCACGGUCCAGAACCACUCGUGGUUCUACAACGACAUGGCGCUGCCGCAGUACCCCUUCCGGCAAGUGGUCUACUACGACGGCACGUCGACGAUCGUCAACGACACGGAGCCGGACUGCGCGAAGAUCGGCUAUUUUAACCGCACGACCUACACGUGCGAGCAGUGCGCGCCCGGCUCCGAGCCCGACGGCACGAACCUGUACUGCGAGCCGUGCGCCCCCGGCUACGCGCGCGCGGGCGGCGACGGCGCCUGCGGCGCCUGCGCCGGCGACUUCUCCUACCAGCCCGACGCGGGCGCGGCGGCGUGCCUGUCGUGCCCCGUGGCGACGGUGAAGCUCACGACGAACGCGGGGCUCUCGGCCGACGAGUGCGUGUGCAUGAAGGGCUACUACAGCUCCGAGUCGACGUGGAACUCCACGCAGUGGAAGCGCAGCGGCCUCCCGGGCGUCCCCUGCUACUCGUGCCCCGAGGGCGCGACCUGCGACGGCGGCGACGCCAUGCCCGUGAACAAGAAGGACUUCUGGGGCACGCCGCGGCAGCCGUUCCGGUUCUACGAGUGCGAGUACGGCCACUGCCGGUCGGACUUCCGCUGCGACGCGGGCUACCGGGGGCGCAUGUGCUCGGAGCUCAUCCACGAGGAGUACUUCACGCUCUCCGUGCUGCCGCCGAUGACCUGCCCGGAGUCCGCGGCCGCGCGCGGCGCGCUGGUCGUCUUCGGCUACGCGGUCCUCGUGGGCGUCUGGCUCCACGUCAACUCGGCCUACCUCGCGCGGUACCGCGUGCUGCUCGUCUACAUCUACUUCCUGCAGAUCAUGGCCGUGGUCAUGCGCUUCAACUACGAGAACCUGCCGAACCACGCGCCGCCGGUGCAGAUCGUGCGCAUGCUUCUCGACCUCAGCCUCUUCGACUUUGCUGUUUUUAUGCCGACGUGCGUGCUCGAGCUCACGGAGCUCGGCGCCUUCGGGCUCCAGUUCCUCUUCAUCUUCUUCGGGUUCGCGUUCCUCUUCCUGCCCGUGCUCCGCGAGAUGUUCACAAAGUUCGUCGAGGAGUGGUCCUACCGGAACUGGGAGGCGAUCAAGAAGUCGCUGGACUUCUACGAGGGCGACUUCGGCGAGAAGAUCUACCGGAGGAUCGGCGUCUUCCUGACGCUCCUGGACGUCCAGCGGCCGCUGAUGACGUACGUCGCGCUGCAGAUGCUCCGGUGCGACCGCUACUACGACGAGAAGACCUAUUUUCGGGCGGACCCCAUGCUCAAGUGCGAGGCGGACCGGCGGGCCGUGCUCGGCCUCGCCGCGGGCUUCAUCUUCGCCGUCUUCUCCGUCGGGCUGCCCCUCGCGUCCUACGUGUGCAUCCACUACGAGUACAAGGUGCACCGCGGCGUCCACAUGCCCCACAUCCAGGCCUUGUACGGCUGGUCCUUCGGCGACUUCCGCGUGCCCUACCACGCGGCGCGCUUCCACAAGCAGUACCUCGUCUGGGCCGUCUGCCUCAUCUCCGCGCUCUUCGACGAGAUCCUCGUCGAGCUCGUCGCGAUCACGGCGUGCAUGUACCCGGCGACGGUCAUCCACUGCGUCACCCAGCCCUACUCGUCGUCGAUCCUGAACAGGGUGGAGACGCUGGGCCUGUCCGUGACCAUCGCGGCCGUGCUCCUCGGCUUUCUCGCGUGCCUCGACGACCACACGACGCGGUUCCGCGGGUCCUUCAUCUACGGCACGUUCCUCAUCCACGCGAUCUUCUUCGCCGUCGUCAUGCUCUGCGCCUACAAGGAGAGCGAGGAGCUGAAGAUCGAGGCCGCGACGGCCGCGUCGCUCCACGAGAAGAUCUGCGAGCUCUUCGCCAAGGACGACGCCGCGAACGAAAAGCGGAAGCUCGAGAUCGCCCGCCGGCGCCACGAGGUCCAGCCCCCGAAGACGGGCUGCUGCGGCGCCGCGGCCAAGGCCCUCGGGCGCGUGGCCCGCGGGCGCGCGAGCCUCGUCGAGGUCCUCGCCGGCGACGACCUCGACGACCUGCCGUACCGGACGCAGCAGGGCAUCGAGGCCAUGCAGGAGGUGCUCCGGACGUUCAACACGACGGUCUUCCAGAUGACCAUCGACUCCGUGGAGCGCACGAACGAGGACCUCGAGAAGUUUGUCCGCGUCGCCGAGGACAUGCGGUUCCUCGUCUCCGACGUGUCGUUCACGUCGAGCUACAGCGCGGACCCCAUCUCCCACUUCUGGCGCAACCUCAGCAGCCAGAACAAGGGCAUCAUCGACUUCGUCGCGAAGCUCAAGGAGGCGGAGCGCAUCGUGUUUUUUGGCGUGCUCGUGCGGCUCCAGCGCUACCUCGCGGACCCCGCGCCGUCGAACUCGGCGAUGCACGACCUCGUGCAGGACGAGGACCGGUCGUCCGUGCUCUACUACCUCCUCGGCGCCAAGGAGGCGCGCUUCGAGGACUGCGUCGCGCUGCUCCGGGACCUCGUGGGCGCGUGCGCCAGCCACCACCACACGUGGUUCGACGAGCUCGUCUUCCUGCCAAAGUCCGUGCACCACGUCGACCGGUCCAAGGUCCUCGCGAAGCGCCGCGCGUCCAUCUCCCUCGACGACGUCGCGGGCGACGAGAAGAAGCUCAUCGCCAAGUUCCGGGCCUCGGAGAACCGCGCCUGCGCGGAGGCGCAGCACAUCUGCGCCGCGCGCGACGAGCCCCCGGCGCCCGCGACGCCCGAGAAGAAGAAGAAGAAGGAGCCGGCGCCCCGCGAGGCGACGCCGCCCCCCGAGGCGCCCGAGCCGGAGCCGGAGCCGGAGGCCAAGGAGGAGGCCAAGGAGGAGGAGGCGCCGCCGACGCCGGAGCCCCAGAGCUCGUGGCUCUUCGGCGACGACGCGGGCGCGACGCGCGACAGCCAGCCGUCGGCCGCGCUCCUCGAGGCCGCCAAGGCCCAGGAGAGCGCCCUCGACGACGGCGACGCCGUCGAGGACGCGGGGGACGCGCCGUCGUCCGCGCUCUGCGGCGCCAUGUUCGCCGGCGGCGACGACGCGCCGCCGCCGCGCCUCCCGGGCAAGAAGACGCCGAAGCGGCCCCGGGGGCGGAGCCGCGGGCGGGCGCGGUAG
Molecule: messenger RNA, 4452 nt
Organism: Aureococcus anophagefferens
Lineage: Eukaryota; Pelagophyceae; Pelagomonadales; Pelagomonadaceae
Exons: 4
Coding region: 1-4452 (1483 amino acids)
Molecular function (GO): adenylate cyclase inhibiting G protein-coupled glutamate receptor activity
Source: RefSeq, a predicted model, not a curated record